GGCCCCCGAGCCCCGGCCAUGGAAGGCGCGGCCGGGCCGGCCCCGUCGGAGCCGCUGCCGGCCGCCGUGCGAGCGAAGAUCGAACGCAAUCGGCAGAGGGCGCUGUUGCUGCGGCAGGCCCGCCUGGCCUCCCGGCCCUACCCCGCGGCCGCCGGGGACGGAGGCCUCCCUACCAAGGCACCAACAAAGAUCGUCGAUACCGGAGGAGGAUUCAUUUUAGAAGAGGAGGAAGAAGAGGAACACAAAAUUGGAAAAGUGGUGCACCAGCCAGGGCCUGUUCUGGAAUGUGACUAUAUUAUUUGUGAAGAAUGUGGAAAAGAAUUUAUGGAUUCUUACCUCAUCAACAACUUCGAUUUGUCAACAUGUGAUAAUUGCAGAGAUGCUGAUGGUAAACACAAGCUUAUAACCAAAACAGAUGCCAAACAACAGUACCUCUUGAAAGAUUGUGAUCUGGAAAAGAGAGAGCCUGUUCUCAAAUUUAUUUUGAAGAAAAAUCCUCAUCAUGCCCAUUCGGGUGACAUGAAACUUUACUUAAAGCUACAGGUCGUAAAGCGGUCUCUUGAAGUUUGGGGUAGUGAAGAAGCACUCGAAGAAGCAAAGGAAAGCAGAAGAGAUAAUAGAGAGAAAAUGAAACAGAAGAAAUUUGAUAAAAAAGUAAAAGAUCUGCGCCGGGCUAUAAGGAGCAGUGUAUGGAAGAAAGAUACAGGUGCCCAUGAACAUGAGUAUGGAGCAGAAGAGAGUGUCGACGAGGACACGUUCAGAAAGACCUGUACGACUUGUGGCCACGAGUUAACCUAUGAGAAAAUGUAACAACUUAUUGUUUUUAAAUCGGGCAGUUUGAAAUAUUUUGUAUUUAGAUAAAGACUAGAAUUUUAGGGGUUGGGGGUGACAUAGAAUUGAAACUUUACUUCAGUAGCUUAGAACUGCGUUCACGUUCAUGCCAAAAGUGUAGGUGCCAUUGUUAAACACAUCUCUGCUGCAUAUCAAAAUUAAAAUAUUGAUCCAGAA
Messenger RNA from Tachyglossus aculeatus (Australian echidna), 1008 nucleotides. RefSeq names its product XPA, DNA damage recognition and repair factor (gene XPA). Gene Ontology annotation, cellular component: nucleotide-excision repair factor 1 complex. Bases 19 to 810 code for a protein of 263 amino acids. Gene Ontology annotation, biological process: base-excision repair; nucleotide-excision repair, DNA damage recognition; UV-damage excision repair. The transcript is spliced from 6 exons. Lineage: Eukaryota; Metazoa; Chordata; Mammalia; Monotremata; Tachyglossidae. Gene Ontology annotation, molecular function: damaged DNA binding. The record is from RefSeq and is a predicted model, not a curated record.